AUUCUCGUGUGGUGUGUGCAGUAGUCGAUACAUUCUCUCAACUCUCGCAUCUCGCAUCUCGCAUCUCGCGUUCACUAUGCCACCAAAGACCAGCGGCAAGGCGGCCAAGAAGUCCGGCAAGGCACAGAAGAACAUAUCCAAAUCGGACAAAAAGAAAAAGAAGCACAAGAGGAAGGAGAGCUACGCCAUUUACAUCUACAAGGUGCUCAAGCAGGUGCACCCCGACACCGGUAUCUCUUCGAAGGCGAUGUCAAUCAUGAACUCGUUCGUGAACGACAUCUUCGAGAGGAUCGCGGCUGAGGCGUCUCGUCUCGCUCACUACAACAAGCGUUCGACGAUCACGUCCCGCGAGGUGCAGACCUCCGUGAGGCUCCUGCUGCCCGGCGAGCUCGCCAAGCACGCCGUCAGCGAGGGCACCAAGGCCGUCACCAAGUACACCAGCUCCAAGUGAGCGUCGCGGCGGGGUGGGACAACGGCGGUGACGUACGCAACGUAGGAGACGAACACGUCAUCCAGACGCCGCGUCGUCUCAGCGCCGGCGAUUUCUCUCUUAUAUUAUAUCAUAAUGAGAGCGAUUGACAAUAAUCAUCAUCAUCAUCAUAGUACCAUCAAGUACCAACCAACCAACCAACCAAACGGCCCUUUUCAGGGCCACAAUAUAUAUCCGAAGAGUCUGUAGAGACCACAUAGUAUCAACGACAAGCGUAAAAAACUAUAAAUAAAUAAAUAAAUA
Pieris brassicae (large cabbage white) is the source of this 733-nucleotide messenger RNA. Its product is annotated as histone H2B. Bases 77 to 451 code for a protein of 124 amino acids. Gene Ontology annotation, molecular function: structural constituent of chromatin; DNA binding; protein heterodimerization activity. NCBI's taxonomy places the organism in Eukaryota, Metazoa, Arthropoda, Insecta, Lepidoptera, Pieridae. Gene Ontology annotation, cellular component: nucleosome. The transcript has a single exon. The record is from RefSeq and is a predicted model, not a curated record.